UGUUAGAGUGGAGAAUGGCUCAGUGUUAUACACAGCCCAUUACAGAACGGGCUCCUACCAGCACUGGAGUGGGAUGGGCUGUGCCCAGACCCCCCUCACCCAGUGUGGGCUCCCCCCCGAGCUGGGGAGGCGCUGGACGGUGCAGAUGAGGGUCAGGGCUGAGCUGGGCAGGCUGAGCUCAGCCUGGGUGCAGAGCCCAGCCUUCGUGCCUGAGAGAGACACCACGCUGGGUCCCCCCAGGGUGAACAGUGUCAGUGCCACCCCCGAGUCUCUGCUCAUCAGUGUCAGCCCCCCCUUCCCCCCCGAGCACGGGGACUCCCUCCAGUUCCUCGUGUCCUACUGGGAGAAUUCCACGGGCCCUGCAGCCAAGGUCAGAGCUCUGGGGUUGUUCCCUGGGCUGGGCUCUGGGGCCACCAGGGCUGGGUACAUCAUUGCCCUGUUCCUCGUGGCAUUUCUUGGUCUCAAUCUGAUGGUGGCUGCUCUGCUGUUUGUGUGGAAACAUCACCAAAAAAUCAAAUUUUGGGCUCAGCCACCCCUGCAGAUCCCUUCCCACUACGAGGAGUUCCUGAAGGAUCCUGGUUUGGAGGAGCUGCCCAGCCCUGCUGAGGAGGAGCCCCUGGCUCUUGGGCCACCCCAGUGA
Molecule: messenger RNA, 640 nt
Organism: Sturnus vulgaris (Common starling)
Lineage: Eukaryota; Metazoa; Chordata; Aves; Passeriformes; Sturnidae
Source: RefSeq, a predicted model, not a curated record